AGGGUUUCCUAAGCAAUGCUUUCACUCUCUUCACCACGCGCAGCAGCGUUUAGUGCUUUGUGAGUAAAUCGUUAGCGGUGCACACAUGUGUUAACCGAUGUAAAGCGUGAGUAUUAACAAAGAAAGUAGAUCCACCUUCGGAGGAAUGUUAUGGUUUCUUCUUGGUUACCUUGACGACCGAUUCAACGGCUUGGCUUCCCGCCAGAGCAUCUUGAAGCGGUGCGAUUUGAAAUUUUACAGUGAAAAGUUUUUGAAAUAUUUUUUAUCACUUCGUACGGUGAAUGAUCACUUUUUAAUUAUGUGUACAGUUUUCACUGUGGGAGAAUAAUGUGUGUAUGUUGUAACUGGAAUACGUUAAAUUGAAGUGUUACGAACGGGUGAUUUACAUGGAUGGCUUAAUGAAAAUAUAUAUCUGUUCAUAAUAGAGGAUUUUUUAAGGAAAGAAAAUGGUUGACUGAAUCUGACAGACAAAUCUUUACAGCGCGUUUAUCUUUUGAUAUGAUCUUAUUAUUCAUUAUUCUAACUGUUAGAAUAAUAUGUAAAGCACAAUGAAUUAUUAUUAAAGAAAAGCGGCUGUGCUAAAACCGAAAGCUUCUAUAUGCACUUUACUCUGGAAUUGGUUCAAAAUAAGCUGGACGUGAAAAAUGUGCAGUGAAUUUCCUUCGCAAGUGAAUAUGACAACACAACCUCACUGGUUCCCCGUAUUAGCCACGCCAAACAUCCUAACUAUAGCUGAGGAAUGUGUCUGCGUAUGCAACCAAGAAGGGCCUUGUUGCUGUCACGGAGAAAAAGAUGCAGGAACCAGUGAGUCCAGUGAUACUCCAGAGGUUCCUUUGAAGGUAUUACCGGACUUCGAAGAAUUUGACGGAGUUGACGACAUUCUUGCUGUCAGCCAUUUGUCAGAGAAACCAUCGAUCAAGAAAAGGAAUCCACUGCUACGUGCGAAAACGUUGCCUGCCAUCAUAUCUCCGAGCCUCAGCAUCGUUCAAGCACCCCUCGAUCCUCAAACCCGAUCGAAGAUUCCGACAAUCACGCAUACUGAAAUCAAUGGACAUUCAAAAAUUUCACCAGGAAAAUCCCGUUCUAAGCGAAGUCCUGGCUCUUCAGGAAAGAAAAACAGUACCAGCAGUGAAAUGCCUCCCAAGAAGACUGUUGCCUUAGAUAGCGUUGCAAAGAAAAAGAAUAAAGCCAUGGGUGGUAAAAUUAAGAAAGAAAUCGUAGAUAAACAAAAGCGUGGUGUAAGAGUGGAAAUUAAGAAACUUUAUGUGGCUACAGGAGUUACCGGGUACUUCCAAGCACGGUCCAAAAUUCCUAGAAUAUGCUGA
This is a messenger RNA of Stegodyphus dumicola, 1325 nucleotides long. Its product is annotated as ankyrin repeat and fibronectin type-III domain-containing protein 1-like. Gene Ontology annotation, molecular function: protein binding. Lineage: Eukaryota; Metazoa; Arthropoda; Arachnida; Araneae; Eresidae. Gene Ontology annotation, cellular component: spindle. Gene Ontology annotation, biological process: signal transduction; regulation of establishment of bipolar cell polarity; establishment of mitotic spindle orientation. The record is from RefSeq and is a predicted model, not a curated record.